Molecule: messenger RNA, 3046 nt
Organism: Manis pentadactyla (Chinese pangolin)
Lineage: Eukaryota; Metazoa; Chordata; Mammalia; Pholidota; Manidae
Gene: PWWP2B
Product: PWWP domain containing 2B
Exons: 3
Coding region: 559-2079 (506 amino acids)
Cellular component (GO): nucleus; nucleoplasm
Source: RefSeq, a predicted model, not a curated record
CUCAAGUAGAGGGAACUCAUCUUGAUUGGAUAAAGGAAAAAAUUGUUUCUUGAGUUGAAAAUUGGGCAGUGUCCUCGUGGCAGACAUGUCCCCAUGUUUGUUAAUUUCAUCGACACAAUGACAGUAAGGACCUUCAGGGAGGUGGCAGCCCCUGCGCCAGCCCUGUCCACGUGGUCCUCCCUGCUGGACCUGCAGCCACGCUUUCCGUGGGACCUGCACCCGUCCCUGGCCUGGCCACGUCCCUGGUGCGCUCCCAUCCCAGGGUGGGGAUGAGCCGCCACGGGGCUGUGGUGCUCAGGAUGUGCCGCAGGCCGUGAGGUCGUGGGGGUGCGCCCCUCUUAGCAUCCCUGGAUUCUUGCUGAGAACAGUCAGUGGAGACAUCGUUUGGAAAUUGAAACAGAAAAGCUCAUUGAUUCCUCGCUCUGAUCAAGUUAGACGAGAAAGGGAAGGUCCAGGUCUGGCCUCUUCGGCCUCCCAUCAGCUCCGCUGGCCCAGCCCAAGGACGCCCCUGUCAACGGCUGCCAUGGCCUGGCCCCAGCAGAGGGGGACACAGAGGCGAUGCGGCCGGGGCUGGGGCCCCCGCUGCCUCCCUGUGGGGACCAGCCCCUCGAGACUGUGGGCCCCGAGACGCCCCCAGCCCUCGUGCCACUGCUGGCCCCCGGAAGCUUGCCUCCGUUCCCGCCGUACUUCGAAGGCGCCCCUUUCCCUCCCCCGCUCUGGCUGAGAAACACGUACCAGCAGUGGGUGCCGCAGCCACCGCCCAGGACCAUCAAGAGGACUCGGCGACGCCUGACCCGCAACCGGGACCCGGGCCGACUGGCCCUGAGCCCCAUCCGCCUGCGGCCGCGCCAAGUACUCUGCGAGAAGUGCAAGAGCACCCUGAGUCCCCCGGAAGCCAGCCCCGGGACCCCGGCCCCCCGGCCCCGUAGGAGCCCUGGCCCCCUCGGGGAGGCCUGCAGGCCCGAGGGCCCGCAGGGCAGAGGCAACUUGGCGGCCGAGGCGGCUGCAAGGAGGGGCAAGAGGGAUCGGCCGGACGGGGACAGGGCCCGGGUGCCCAGGAGCCCGGCCAUCAAGAUCUCAUACAGCACCCCGCAAGGCACAGGCGAGGUGGUGGAGAUCCCCUCCCGUGUGCACGGCUCCCUGGAGCCCUUCUGUCCCCCGCGGGCCCUGCACAGCAGCGGCCAGGACCCUGCGGUCCCGAGGGACAGGCCACCCGGCGGGCCCUCUGCCUCCAUCCCAAAGCUGAAGCUGGCGCGGCCUGGGCCCCCGGGCGCCGACCUGCCGCCCCCCAAGAUCCGCCUGAAACCCCGCCACCUGGGGGCUGGUGAGCGGGAGCCGGUCUACAGGGCUGAGCUGGUGGAGGAGCUCAAUGGCCGCAGGCGAGGCCCCCGGGCCAGCUCGCCCGGCGUCCUUGCCGACGGCGCCCACAGCGGGCUGGUGGACUUGUCUUCCGGGAGUUCUGGCGAGGACGACAGCGUCAGGAGGUGCCCCCAGGGCACACGUGGGAGCGACAGCCUGGCUUUCCUCACCACCUGCCCUCGGACGGAGAUGGAUCGUGCCAGUGAGUCAGUGUGGAGCAGCGACAGCCUCGACGAGUCCAGAUCGACCAGCUCAGAAGUCACGUCACUGGACACGUGUGACCUCUUGUCUGGUGACGGGGUGUCUGCUCCGUCCUUGUCCAGGGACACCCAGCAGACAGUCCCGCCACUCACAGUCAGGCUGCACACACAGAGCGUCUCCAAGUGUGUCACAGAGGACGGAAGGACGGUGGCCGUGGGGGAUGUCGUGUGGGGCAAGAUCCAUGGUUUCCCUUGGUGGCCAGCGCGUGUCCUUGACAUCAGCCUCAGCCAGAAGGAGGACGGGGAGCCCUCUUGGCAAGAGGCAAAAGUCUCAUGGUUUGGUUCUCCAACUACAUCAUUCUUGUCUGUUUCAAAACUCUCCCCUUUCUCUGAAUUUUUCAAACUGAGAUUUAACCGUAAGAAGAGGGGGUUGUAUCGGAGAGCCAUCACAGAGGCCGCAGAUGCCGUGCGACACGCGGCCCCGGAAAUAAGGCAGCUCUUAACCCAGUUUGAAACAUAACGCAGUGCCUGAACCAGGUCACCGAUGAUGAGGGCGUGGCAGUUCUGGGGCUUCGGCUUGGGGGUGUCCUCUGAGCUGCCCAUUCCACACAAAGGACCCACAUGCCUGCUGGCCAGCUGUGUGCCAGGCGGGCAGAUGCCAGGAGAGCAGCAGGUGUGUGUGGCGCCGAGGACAGAGCCCCAGGAGCCCGCAGCUGCCCUCUGCUGAGUGUGUCUAUUCUGACUCUGGCUUGUCUGGUUUGUGACGUUCCGGGAGCCCAGAGACAUGGUUGCUGCUUCCACGCCUACCGGGGGCACAGGCAGCCACUGGAUGUGGGCCCUGUGAGGAGCAGGGCCUGCAGCCUGGCAUCCAGUGUCCUGAGGGCGGCCAGCCCUUGCUGUCAGCUCAGGGCCACCCUGCAGGCUUGCAUGUGCGGGGUUCUUCCUACCCAGGCCCUCGGGCACGGGGUCUCUGUGCACUUGAGAAUUGGGGAGCCCACCCCUGCCUUCCCGCCACAUUCACCCCAGAGCUUGGGGCCCCCAGGUGCCCAGCACCCCUACUUGGGGCCACCCUGUCCCCAAAACACUGCUGGGAGUUACCUAUUCUGCGUGGGGGUGGGGUUCUCACUUAGAAACCGGACUUAAAUGCUGACAGGGAGAAGCCUGUCAUUCGUCGUUUGUCGGGGCUGUUCCUUUUCCCCUUUUUGUCACUUUAAAGACCAAAAACAUUCAGAGAGGAAAAGAAAGCACAUUCUGCUCUUUCUUUGUUUAAAUGUUAGACCAAGGGGAGUCUGCACUGUGAUCAGGGGUGUGUGCCCUGCUGUGUGUCCGUCAGGUCCUGCAGGUGGGACGGACGCCGUAUGGAUGUCUUCCAUGUCGAAGGGCGCCUCUGUCCCAGCCAGCGUGUGCGGGGGCUGGGGGUGCCCCAGGUCCUCUCCAAAACAGAAGAGGGGUCUCCCCUCCCUGGCAGUUCCUGUUGCUCAGGACCU